Messenger RNA from Lottia gigantea (owl limpet), 1245 nucleotides. RefSeq lists its product as hypothetical. NCBI's taxonomy places the organism in Eukaryota, Metazoa, Mollusca, Gastropoda, Lottiidae. The record is from RefSeq and is a predicted model, not a curated record. The transcript is spliced from 3 exons. Bases 1 to 1245 code for a protein of 414 amino acids.
AUGAAACCAGAAACUUUAGUCAAGAAAAUAAUAGAAGCUAUGGAAACGAAUUCGUCGACUCUAAUAACUUACAACGGUAAAAAAGUGCACAUAACCCAAAAGAUUAUCGAUAAAUACAAUUGCAAAGUCAGAGACGAUAUAGACUUGGAAAGAAUUGAUGAGAAUUUAACUAAAAAAGGUGGAUUUUUACCUUUCUUACCUUUAAUCUUUGCUGGUUUAGCUGCAGCCGUUGCAACUGCUGGUGGAGCUGCUGGGAUAGCCAAAGCUGUCAACGAUAAGAAAGCUGAAGCCGCUGCAAACGCCGAAGCACGUAGACACAAUUUGGCAAUGGAAAGAGGAGCACGAGGAGGUUCGAGAGUAGGAGAUAUAUUAGGGAGGGUUAAAGAAUUCGGACAAAGAUUUGGCGAAGAAACCAAGAAAACCGUUAAAGAGGGAUUAAGCAAAUUAAUAGAUAAAAUCGACACCGGAGAAAUGAAGAUUUCGAUUCUCUGUAUAUCUACACAAAACACCAGAGCAAUCGUAUUCCUCAAAGCUUUAGAAUAUUUACCAAAGAAAGAUGUUCAAGACAUAUUUCAAUAUUACGAAGAAAACGAAGAAGAGGUGGAAAUAAAAGAUAUCAUAGAAAACUUCAUUAAAUCAAAGAAUCCAUCUUUCAAUCCAACGGAUAUAAAAGUUUUUCUUACGAAAAAUGUUAAUGAUCUAGACUUGUCUAAUAUUGAUAGCAAUCGAAAGAACUUAAUAUUGUUUGACGACUGCGUAGCGCAAAGAAAUCAAACUGUUCAACAAGAAUCCUUCACCAAAGGAAGACAUCACAACUGUCACUGCAUAUACCAAUCCCAAUCUUUUUACGGGAUGGAUUCUAUGUUCAUUAGAAAAAAUGCAAAUUGUUAUUUAUUAUUUGAAUUAAACGAUAAAGAUUUAUCUCAAAUCAUUCAGUCUAUAAAUCACGGAAUGGACAGAGAUACAUUUAAAAAGAAAUCAGACGAUUAUGCAGAAGAUUAUCCACCAAUCAUACAAGAAAUAGACGAAUUCGAUGAUAUGGUGGCAUCUGGACAAAGCAUAACGUUUUUAUCCGACGACAAUAAAGAAUUGCUUAAUAGAUUAGAAAUAAUAUUAGCGGCCAUGAAAGAAGGUCAUCGAUCGGACAGACAAUACAACGAAGUCAAUGCCAUAUUAAAACGACUUUUGGAGAAAGAAAUCAUCACUAAAAAAGACUAUAUAAACGUCAUUAAAAAUGUCCAAUAA